AAACUCUACAACUGCAAGAGGACAGAAGAUAAUGGCUGUAUAUAUAUAUAUAUAUAUAUAUAUAUAUAUAUAUAUAUACAUACAUAUACCAGUGUAGUGUUGAUUUAAAGCCCAGGACGGUGUAGUGCUCUAUCCAACAUACUCGGUCAACCGGUAAAAAGCAACAAAAACAGCCGUAAAGACACUUUUGGGGGCGUUUCGCUGCCUGUUUGGAUCGAGAUGAGCUCCAACUGGGAGGAGUGUGUGUACACUGUGGGGUAGCAACAGUAGGAUGAGCAGCCCAAGAGCCAUCACAGCCUGCGGGGACUGACAUACACCGCUACAAAUACGGCAGUCGAUGCAGUCUUCCAGAGGCUCUCCCUUCCUGUGGCUGAGAAACCAGCAGCAGCAGCAGCAGCAGCAGCAGCAUGUCCCGCGUCUCCUCCACCGCCAAGCGCUACGCUGGCCCCUCCUACACCAGCCACUACAGCUCUUACAGCUCCUCCCUGACCCCGGGCCUUAGCUCCUACGGCGAGCGGGACAGGCUGUCCUCCUACAAGUCCCCCACCUCCUCCUCCACCUCUUCCUCAGGUUACUCCUCCUCCAGCUAUCUGAGCAGCUCCGCCGCCCGCAGCCGCAACUACAGCACCUCCUCAGACCCCGACCGUGACCGGGGUCGAACCGUCCCACGCACUGACAUCCUCGGAAGCAGCAUCAGCAGCCGCCGGAGCGAGAGCCUCAGCAGAACCCCUGUCAAGAGCUACGGAGGGUCGGGGCUGAGUGGGGGAUCGGCCUACACCGGCUACAGUUCCUACUCUUCGUCCUCGGCCCACUCCAGCUACCUCUCCUCUUCACCGGUGGCCUCCAGCAUCUCUCUCAACCGACGGAGAUCUGUAUCCCAGAGUGACUUGAGCAGGGACCUGGCCUCUCUGGGCCUCAAUGAUGCCUCCUCCUCUUCCUCCACCGCGUCUUCUUCCACCAGUGCCCUGCGGAGCUACCGCAGUCGGGCCAACGAUGUGGCCAACUCGUAUGGCACUAGCUCCCGCCCGAGCUACUCAGGCCUGUCACGGAGCUCUACUCAGGAGGCCCUCUCGCGGAGCUCCACCCAGGAGGCCUUCAGCAGCAGCAGCAGCAGCAGCAGAGCAUUCAGCUCUUCGACAUGGGAGCCGAGCAGUAACGGGCUGUCCAACUCCCCCACCAGGGACUCCACGAAUUCAAAGAGUGCCCAAGGCCUUGUGGGACUAAAGAACCUAGGAAACACUUGUUUCAUGAACAGUAUCCUGCAGUGUCUCAGCAACACACACAGCCUGCGAGACUACUGCCUGCACAACUCGCACCGCAGAGACCUUAACAACAACAGCCGCACCAACACAGCCCUCAUGGAAGAAUUUGCCAAGCUGUUACAGACCAUGUGGACGUCGUCCAGCAGUGAGGCGGUCAGCCCGUCUGAAUUCAAAACUCAGAUCCAGAGAUAUGCUCCCAGAUUCGUGGGAUACAACCAACAGGAUGCUCAGGAGUUCCUGCGUUUCCUCCUGGACGGCCUGCACAACGAGGUCAACAGGGUCACCGUCAGGCCGAGAGGCACUGUGGAGGACUUCGACCACCUGCCGGAUGAAGAGAAGGGGAAGAAGAUGUGGAAUAAAUAUCUAGAGAGAGAAGACAGUAAAAUAGUCGACCUGUUUGUAGGGCAGCUGAAGAGCUCGCUAACCUGCAGCCACUGUGGUUUCUGCUCUACUGUCUUCGACCCCUUCUGGGAUCUCUCUCUACCUAUCGCCAAGAAGGGCUACGGUGAGGUGAGUCUAAUGGACUGCAUGCGGCUCUUCACCAAAGAAGACGUGCUCGACGGGGACGAGAAGCCGACGUGCUACAGGUGUAAAGCAAGGAGGAGAUGCACGAAGAAGUUCACAAUACAGAAGUUCCCCAAGAUCUUAGUGCUGCACCUGAAACGCUUCUCUGAGGCACGCAGAACCAGCAAACUGUCCACCUUUGUUAACUUCCCCAUGAAGGAUCUUGACCUGCGGGAGUUUGCCUCCGAAAACAGCACGAACGCAGUGUACAACCUGUAUGCAGUGUCCAACCACUCAGGCACCACCAUGGGCGGUCACUACACAGCCUACUGUCGCAAUCCCAACUCGGGAGAAUGGUACACAUUUAAUGACUCCAGAGUAACGCCAAUGUCCUCCAGCCAAGUGCGCAGCAGCGACGCCUACGUCUUGUUCUACGAGCUGGCUUCCUCCUCGCGGAUGUGAAGCCUCCUGGAGGACGGCGGGCCACAGCACCACUCUGACUGACUUGACGGACAGAUGGAUGGAAAAUAAGAGUGUUGGUGGAGCCAGGGCCUAUUUUGGACUUGUAUUUGGACAUAUAUCACACACGCACACACAAAGGCACACACCCCCACCAGCCUGGAGGCUGCUUCUCUCCACAGAGAGAGCUGGAGAGGGGAACACUCUGAAAACCACAGGAACCUGAUCAAUCUCUCUCCCUCUCUCUGUCCUUAUUCUCGUGUCUUGCUCAUUCUGGGUGGAGGUGUGUGUUUACUGUGUGUGUGUGCGUGUGUUUGUGUGUGUGUGUGUGUGUGUGUGUGUGUGUGUGUGUGCUUGUGUGUGUGUGCGAGGCUGACACAGGGCAAUAAUCACAUCCGACCGACCAACCGGUGAAUCUGUCCCUCUCUAUGCACUGCAAACCGAACUCUCAUCCUGACCGCGCCUUCGCUUCUUGAUCUUCUUGUUUGCCUCGAACCAUUAAAACUCACUUGUUGCAAUUUUGACAUUUUUUUUUUUUUUUGCUUUGAAUUUAUAUUGUUUUUAUGUUUUUUUGUGGGGUGCAGGGGGUUAUUACCUCUGCACCAUGAGCAUCAUCAUCAUCAGCACCACCACUUUGGACUGUGGAUGAAUUGUGCUUAGAGCGUGACUGUAACAGGACUGGUCGUGGUUACAAGGAGCUUACAGCCCACCGGCCCGCUUGGUGUUCAUGGCGUUCCCUUCCACUGCACUACAACACUCCCAUGUCUCUGUUAGCAUCUUCAUCACUCUUCUUCUUCUCCUACGGUGGUUGGGAGGCCGGUGGCACUGUGAGUGUUACAUGUUUUAGAGGACAACCCUCUUAACUUGUGUUUUAUUUAAUUUGUUUUCUCCCACGUGUGGCUGCUACUGAUGUUUUAAAAGUGCUGUGAAUGGAUGAAUGGACAGUCCGGUACGGAUCCGCUGAGGAUUAAUAAUGUAGACGACAAUAACGGUAACAACCCUCAUCGUCAGAAUGAGGUCUUUUCUUCCUCUCUUGUUUCAUGCCAUUGAACAACACGGAAAGAAUGUUUUAAAGAAGAAAAAAAAACACUAUAUCUGUAUAUUUUUAUAUCCCGAUGCAAUAUGGAGAAUGUACUAUUCAAUGGUGCUGAAAAUGACCCAUUACUGUUUUCAGUUGGUUUGUUUCCCAGGUUUCAAGAGAGAAAAAAAAGUUAUUAUUUAUGCUUACAGGUGAUAAUGUGAUGAGUCACACUUUUUAACAGUGGCAGUCAAACACAUGAGUAUAUAAAUAUAUAUAUAUAUGAAUAAAAGUUAACAAAACAGUGGUUUUA
Sebastes umbrosus (honeycomb rockfish) is the source of this 3556-nucleotide messenger RNA. RefSeq names its product ubiquitin specific peptidase 2a (gene usp2a). The transcript is spliced from 14 exons. The record is from RefSeq and is a predicted model, not a curated record. Bases 408 to 2228 code for a protein of 606 amino acids. NCBI's taxonomy places the organism in Eukaryota, Metazoa, Chordata, Actinopteri, Perciformes, Sebastidae. Gene Ontology annotation, cellular component: cytoplasm. Gene Ontology annotation, molecular function: cysteine-type deubiquitinase activity. Gene Ontology annotation, biological process: protein deubiquitination.